GCUUAAAUAAAAGAGGUGUGAGAGUGAACCUGUUAGAUUGAGAGAGAGAGAUUGUGCAAACCAAAGAAGAGGGAAAGAAGAAGAGGGACAGACACUUGACUUUGGAGAUUCCGUUGUGCAUUUUUAUACAGUGAUUCCCCUACGUCUGUGAAGAGCUAAGACUUAUGUUAUUGGUGGAGAAGAAAUGGACCCACAGAUCUGAUUGGUCUGCACAGCUAAUAAAAGAUGGAUCUCCCUCAAGAGGGUGAGGAUGCUGUCAGUGGAAAUCAGACGGCCAGAGCAGCAUGUGCCGUGUCCAGCCACGAGUCCCUGAAGGAUGAGGAGUCCGUUACUGAUGGACAUCAGGGGGUCAGCAAAGGACAAGUGCUACACAGUGCUGGGUUGGAUGAUGUAAAGCAGCUAGCUGGGCAAGAUGAACAAACAAACAAGAUGAUGCCUGUGGAAAACCAGCCAUUUUCCCCAGGUCUGGCUGGUGGGAGUGGAGAUAUCAACAUGAAUGUUGCCGCUCACUCUGGAGGGAUGGUGAACGCCCCGGCCUUUACUGGUUGUACCAUCAUUGGCAACAUCACGGUUGCACCAGGGGCCAUGCCACAGCAACGGACUGAGCAUGUUGCUGAACAUACAGUCCAACCACAAAAAAUGACAACACAGAUUGAAGUAGAAAAGAAGAGAGAGACAAACAGACAACUCAAGCAACACCUUCAGUCCAUCUUAAAAAAGAGGUGUUUCCUUGUACGUCAAGAGCUAGGCGAUGAAAAACUGCAGGACAUCUACACUGAUCUUUGCGUUGUAGAAGGACGCUCUGGAGAGGUCAACAGUGCACAUGAAGUGUCAACAAUUCACUUGAAACAGAUUGAGACAAGGACAUUCGCUGGGACCAAGAACAAAGUCAAGUUGUCAAACAUAUUCUCUGACCAUUUUUAUGCAGAUGAACCUGUCACAAAGGUCUUGACUAUGGGAAUAGCCGGAGUGGGGAAAAGUGUUGCUGUGCAAAAGUUUGUCUUGGACUGGGCAGAAGACAUAGAGAAUAAAAAAAUAGAGUUGACUUUUGUUCUUCCAUUUCGAGAGCUGAACUUGUACAAAGACGAGGUCCAUAGCCUCUUUGACCUUCUCGUUAAAUUUUACCCAGACCUUGAAGAUUUGACAGAAUCCACUGACUUAAAAGAGGCUACAGUUCUCUUUGUACUUGAUGGUUUAGAUGAAAGCAGACUCGAGCUAAACUUCAGCAAGCAUAUCUGUGAUCCAAAAGAAAAAGCAUCAGUUGCCAUGUUAACAACAAGUCUAAUAACUGGUAAACUGGUGCCUUCUGCACUCAUCUGGGUAACAACGAGACCAGCUGCAGCCAACAAGGACCUGUGUGACCUUUUCGACUUGGUUACAGAGAUCCAAGGUUUCAGUGAAAGCCACAGAGAGGAGUAUUUUAAGAAGGUCAUUCCAGAGAAAGCUGAACAAAUUAUAGCACAUGUGAAAUCAAAGAGAAGCCUCUACAUAAUGUGUCACAUCCCAGUGUUCUGUCGGAUCACAGCAGUGGUGCUUGGAGGAAAGGGAAAAGAGAAAAGAGUCUCUGACCAGGAAAUGCCCAAAACGUUGACUGAAAUGUAUGCACAAUUCAGUGUCUUUCAGAUCACCAGAAUGAAGAAAUACCAAGAGAUGAGCCCAGAGGAAAAAGGGGAGCUUCUUGUUAAACUUGGGAAACUAGCAUUCAAACAUCUGGAUGAGGGCACCCUGAUAUUCUAUGAGAAGGAUCUCAAGGAAUGUGAAAUUGAUGUAAAUACAGGAGCAUUGCAGGCUGGACUUUGUACACAGAUCUUCAAAAAAGAAAGUGCUAUAAGUGGAAAGAGCAUAUUCAGCUUUGUGCAUCUGAGUGUACAGGAAUUUCUGGCAGCUCUUUACUUGCUCCACACACAUGCAAUUGACAAAGCAAAUCUCUUUAUCAAGACCACUUGGGAGAAGACUAGAUGGAUGGUCAAGAACACAAGGUUCGACCUCUAUAAGAUGUCUUUGGAGAGGGCCUUACUAAGUAAAAAUGGACGAUUGGAUCUUUGUGUGCGCUUCCUUCUUGGACUGGCUCCAAUGUUGGAGCCUGAAGUCCGGUUCCCCCUGAAUGAUGUUCUGCCACAUUUGGGUGUCAGACAACUGAGCAUCAAGAAGACAGUUGAAUACAUCAAGAAAAAGAUCAGCAAAAACAUCCCACCAGAACGGAUGAUCAACCUUUUCCACUGUCUGAAUGAACUUGGAGAUGAUUCACUGGUUAAGGAGAUCAACAGAUACAUGAGCUCAGCAGGCGAGGAGAAGAAACUGACUCCAGCCCAGUGUUCAGCUCUGACUUAUCUGCUGCUGAUGUCCGCUGAAGAGCUGGAGGAGUUUGAUCUGAAGAAAUACCUGAGAUCAGAGGAAGGGCUCCACAGAAUGCUCCCUGUAGUCAAUGUCUCCAGGAGGGUUUGGCUAAAUCAGUGUCACCUCUCGAAAGCAAGCUGUGAAAUGAUGGCAUCAGUGCUGCAGAGGACACCUUCCCAUCUGAUAGAACUGGACAUGAGUGACAAUGACCUGCAGGAUGAAGGAGUGGAGCUGCUCUGUGUGGGACUAAGAGAAUCGCAAUGCAAGCUGGAGACACUGAGACUGUCUGGUUGUCAGAUCUCCCAGAAGAGCUGUUCUUUCUUGUCCUCUGCCCUCAAAUCAAACCCCUCUUUCCUCAAACAACUGGAUCUGAGCUACAAUCACCCAGGAGACUCAGGUGUCAGAGAGCUCACAGAGAGACUGGAUGAUCCCAAUUGUAAACUAGAGACUUUCAGAUUUGUUGGCUGUAAACUCAGAGAUAAAUCGUGUGAGAUUGUGGCUUCAGUUCUACAGUCAUCAAACACCCUGAUGGAGCUGGACCUGAGUCACAAUAACCUGGGAAAUUCUGGAGUUCAGCUCCUCUCUAAGGGACUGUCUAGUCCCCACUGUAAACUGCAGACAUUAAGGCUCAGUAAGUGUGAAAUCUCAGAUGAAGGUUAUGUUUGUCUGGCUUUCACUCUGAUGUCAAACCCUGCCUGUGUGAAAGACCUGGAUGUUAGCAACAAUCGUCCUGGAGAUUCAGCACAGAAGCUGUUAUCUGCUACACUGGAAGAUCCUCACCGCAAAGUUGAAGCAAUUCAGCUAAAUCAGUGUCACCUCUCUAAAGUAAGCUGUGAAAUGAUGGCAUCAGUGCUGCAGAGGACACCUUCCCAUGUUAGAGAGCUGGACAUGAGUGACAAUGACCUGCAGGAUGAAGGAGUGGAGCUGCUCUGUGUGGGACUAAGAGAUCCACAAUGCAAGCUGGAGAGACUGAGAUUUGUUGGCUGUAAACUCAGAGAUAAAUCGUGUGAGAUUGUGGCUUCGGUUCUACAGUCAUCAAACACCCUGAUGGAGCUGGACCUGAGUCACAAUAACCUGGGAAAUUCUGGAGUUCAGCUCCUCUCUAAGGGACUGUCUAGUCCCCACUGUAAACUGCAGACAUUAAGGCUCAGUAAGUGUGAAAUCUCAGAUGAAGGUUAUGUUUGUCUGGCUUUCACUCUGAUGUCAAACCCUGCCUGUGUGAAAGACCUGGAUGUUAGCAACAAUCGUCCUGGAGAAUCAACACAGAAGCUGUUAUCUGCUACACUGGAAGAUCCUCACCGCAAAGUUGAAGCAAUUCAGCUAAAUCAGUGUCACCUCUCUAAAGUAAGCUGUGAAAUGAUGGCAUCAGUGCUGCAGAGGACACCUUCCCAUGUUAGAGAGCUGGACAUGAGUGACAAUGACCUGCAGGAUGAAGGAGUGGAGCUGCUCUGUGUGGGACUAAGAGAUCCACAAUGCGAGCUGGAGAGACUGAGAUUUGUUGGCUGUAAACUCAGAGAUAAAUCGUGUGAGAUUGUGGCUUCGGUUCUACAGUCAUCAAACACCCUGAUGGAGCUGGACCUGAGUCACAAUAACCUGGGAAAUUCUGGAGUUCAGCUCCUCUCUAAGGGACUGUCUAGUCCCCACUGUAAACUGCAGACAUUAAGGCUCAGUAAGUGUGAAAUCUCAGAUGAAGGUUAUGUUUGUCUGGCUUUCACUCUGAUGUCAAACCCUGCCUGUGUGAAAGACCUGGAUGUUAGCAACAAUCGUCCUGGAGAAUCAACACAGAAGCUGUUAUCUGCUACACUGGAAGAUCCUCACCGCAAAGUUGAAGCAAUUCAGCUAAAUCAGUGUCGCCUCUCUAAAGCAAACUGUGAAAUGAUGGCAUCAGUGCUGCAGAGGACACCUUCCCAUGUUAGAGAGCUGGACAUGAGUGACAAUGACCUGCAGGAUGAAGGAGUGAAGCUGCUCUCUGUGGGACUAAGAGAUCCAAAAUGCAAGCUGGAGACACUGAGAUUUGUUGGCUGUAAACUCAGAGAUAAAUCGUGUGAGAUUGUGGCUUCGGUUCUACAGUCAUCAAACACCCUGAUGGAGCUGGGCCUGAGUCACAAUAACCUGGGAAAUUCUGGAGUUCAGCUCCUCUCUAAGGGACUGUCUAGUCCCCACUGUAAACUGCAGACAUUAAGGCUCAGUAAGUGUGAAAUCUCAGAUGAAGGUUAUGUUUGUCUGGCUUUCACUCUGAUGUCAAACCCUGCCUGUGUGAAAGACCUGGAUGUUAGCAACAAUCGUCCUGGAGAAUCAACACAGAAGCUGUUAUCUGCUACACUGGAAGAUCCUCACCGCAAAGUUGAAGCAAUUCAGCUAAAUCAGUGCCGUCUCUCUAAAGUAAGCUGUGAAAUGAUGGCAUCAGUGCUGCAGAGGACACCUUCCCAUGUUAGAGAGCUGGACAUGAGUGACAAUGACCUGCAGGAUGAAGGAGUGGAGCUGCUCUGUGCAGGACUAAGAGAUCCACAGUGCAAGCUGGAGACACUGAGAUUUGUUGGCUGUAAACUCAGAGAUACAUCGUGUGAGAUUGUGGCUUCAGUUCUGCAGUCAUCAAACUCCCUGAUGGAGCUGGACCUGAGUAACAAUAACCUGGGAGAUUCUGGAGGUCAGCUCAUCUCUAAGGGACUGUCUAGUCCCCACUGUAAACUGCAGACAUUAAGGCUAAAUCAGUGUCACCUCUCUAAAGUAAGCUGUGAAAUGAUGGCAUCAGUGCUGCAGAGGACACCUUCCCAUCUAAGAGAACUGGACAUGAGUGACAAUGACCUGCAGGAUGAAGGAGUGAAGCUGCUCUGUGUGGGACUAAGAGAUCCACAAUGCAAGCUGGAGACACUGAGAUUGUCUCUUUGUCAGAUCACCCAGAAGGGCUGUUCUCUCUUGUCCUCUGCCCUCAAAUCAAACCCCUCCUACCUGAAACAACUGGAUCUGAGCUACAAUCACCCAGGAGACGCAGGUGUCAGAGAGCUCACGGAGAGACUGAAUGAUCCCGACUGUAAACUAGAGGCUUUCAGGUACGACUAUGGAGGAGAGUUCAGGAUUAAACCAGGACCAAGAAAAUAUGCCUGUGAGCUCACACUGGACCCAAACACAGCAAGCAGAAAACUCUCUCUCUCUGAGGGGAACAGAAAGGUGACAUGUGGGAGUCAGCAGCAGCAGCCGUAUCCUGACCACCCAGAGAGAUUUGACUCCUUCCUUCAGGUGCUGUGUAGAGAGGGUCUGUCUGGACGCUGCUACUGGGAGGCUGAGUGGAGUGGUGGUGAGGUUCUUAUAGCAGUGGCCUAUAAGAGCACCCCGAGGACGGGGAGUGGGCUGAGCAGCCUGUUUGGAUGGAAUGCCAAGUCCUGGAGUCUGUACUGCCGUAGUAACAGUUACUCUGCCUGGCACAAUAAUAAGGAGACUGCCAUACCUGCCCCCUCCUCCCGCUCCAGCAGAGUAGGAGUGUACCUGGACUGGCCAGCAGGCACUCUGUCCUUCUACAGCGUCUCCUCUAACACACUCACCCACCUGCACACGUUCCACUCCACAUUCACUGAGCCCCUCUAUCCUGGGUUUUAUGUUGGUUAUACAUGCUCAGUGUCCCUGUGCCAGAUCACAUGA
This is a messenger RNA of Sardina pilchardus (European sardine), 5973 nucleotides long. Its product is annotated as protein NLRC5-like. Gene Ontology annotation, molecular function: protein binding. The transcript has 26 exons. Gene Ontology annotation, biological process: intracellular signal transduction. The record is from RefSeq and is a predicted model, not a curated record. NCBI's taxonomy places the organism in Eukaryota, Metazoa, Chordata, Actinopteri, Clupeiformes, Clupeidae. Bases 226 to 5973 code for a protein of 1915 amino acids.